This is a messenger RNA of Cyanistes caeruleus (blue tit), 843 nucleotides long. NCBI's taxonomy places the organism in Eukaryota, Metazoa, Chordata, Aves, Passeriformes, Paridae. The record is from RefSeq and is a predicted model, not a curated record.
UCAUCCUGGAUUGUGGGUUUUCCAGCCUGAUCCGUGUCCAGAGGCCAUUCCCAUGGGAAUUUACUCUGGAAAAGGGAUCAUUCCCACUUCCCAAAGCAGGAAGCCUGGGAUAUUCCCAACCCUCAGCUCUCCCAAAUAUUCCCAGCUCCAUCCACAGGAAUCCUGGAAUUCCUACCCCCCCUCCUCCACCCCAUCCCUGAACCCCAGGAAAAUAUUUGUGCUAAACCGGGACCAACCUCACGGAUCCCGGGAAAAACCGGAAUCCCGGAAGGAGAAUUCCCGGCGCUCACUCCGCUCCUUUUCCCCUCCCGGCAGACACGGUGGACCUGACCUGGUGCGUCAUCUCCGACAUGGAAGUGAUCGAGCUCAACAAACGCACCUCGGGCCAAUCCUUCGAGGUCAUCCUCAAACCCCCCUCCUUCGACGGAAUUCCCGAAUUCAACGCCUCCCUCCCCCGCCGCCGUGACCCUUCCCUGGAGGAGAUCCAGAAAAAGCUGGAAGCGGCCGAGGAGAGGAGAAAGUACCAGGAGGCGGAGCUGCUGAAGCACCUGGCGGAAAAGCGGGAACACGAGCGGGAGGUGAUCCAGAAGGCCAUCGAGGAGAACAACAACUUCAUCAAGACGGCCAAGGAGAAGCUGGCGCACAAGAUGGAAUCCAACAAGGAGAACCGCGAGGCGCACCUGGCCGCCAUGCUGGAGCGCCUCCAGGAGAAGGUGGGCACCGGGAAAAGGGAUCGGGAUAUUUGGGAUAUUCGGGAUGGGCCGGGAUAUUUGGGAUAACGGCGCUUCUUGGGGUGCCACCACCGAUUUCUGUCUCCGUUCCCGUCCCGGCGCGGAAUCCCGC